CUCCCCCUGGCGUCCAGCCCCUUUGUCCUCCUGCAGCUGAGCGUGAGCGGCGGUCCAGGCACAGCAGCUAGGACAUUGGAUCCCAGGCUGCCAGGGGUUCCGGUGGCAGGACGGACUGGAAUGGUCCCUGCAAGAGCAGCAGCUUCGGGGCGCCUGGGAGAGGGGGUGGCCAGGUAAGUGCUUAGGACACAGGGCUGUCCUGUGUGGUGUCUACAAAUCUAAGCAUGCUUGUGUGAGUGGGUGUGUAAAACAGGCAGGGUGGCAUGUCAACGUUUAGGGGCUGGGUGCCUCAGUCUGCAUCAGGACCUACGGCUUGAGAUGCCUAGACUCUUAGCUGGAAUGGGAAAAUGCUGGAUCGAGCCCUGCCUGGAAUUCCUACCUUCCAUGUUCCAACUGGGCACCCUCCAGCUUCCAGAAUGGGAAUAACCAGGGUGGAAACUGGGUCUGAGGUCCCCGUGUGUCCAGUGCCCAGAGCAGUAGACAGCUGUACAAUGAAUGAAAAAGUACUGGUGCACUUCCCAAGAGAGGACGCCCUAACAGCCCCUAGUGCCCUACAACAUCUCUGCAGGCAGAAGUUCCUCCUCAUGCUGAGAUCUACCCUCUUGUAUCUCAGCUCAGAGUGUGGCUGCUUUCUCAGUUCAGGAAGAGGAGAAUGGGGGCAGCAUGCUCUGAUAACCUCUCUCACCUCCCUCAGCUGGUCCCAGGCUGCUCCUUGGGACACGCCCCCACUCUAGCAAAUGUGGCUGAGCUGCUGGGCUUGCAGAGUGUGAAGCCAGGUGCAGUGUCUAGUCCCUCUACUUAGGCAAAGCUAAUUUUCCAAGACCCUGCCCACCAGAGAGCUCAUUUACUGUGAUUCUGAGGCAGGGGAUCCACUGCCCAGUAUGACCUGGGCAAAUCUGAUCUCCAGGGCAGAGUGGUAUCAGAGAAGGGAAAGCAUCUGGGAUCAGGAGAGUGAAGGGAGAGGCAAGGGGGCAUUGGCCAGAGCUAUGCUCCCCUGGGGUAAGUUACCACAUAAAGGAGUGAGCUCCCUGUUCCUGGAGGUGUGCAAGCAGAGGCAGUAUGUUUAUAACGGCCAAAUCAUGACUGACACAGUACAACCCUUCAGUCUGUAGAGUGCUUGCACAAACACCCCUCCUUUGAUCCUCACAGAAACCUCUGAAAGGCAGGUUCCCUCUGUGUACUUGUUUGCACAUGACAAACUUAAAAAGGGUGAGGCUCUAAAGAAACUUUUCAGGGUUGUGAGGAUCAAAUGAAAUUAUAUACAAAAAAAGCAACUAAGUGUGUUCCCUUCCUCUUGACUAAAAGCAAUGUAAAGAACAUUUGUUGAAUUUGUACUAUGCACCUAGCACUUUUCAUACAUUCUAUUUAAGAGUCACAAAAUCACAACUCUGUGAGGUGAGCAUUUAUGAUCUCAUUUCAAAAGAGGAAACGGAAGGGAAGUGAUUUGCACAGGUGAUUUACAUUGACUCUCACACAGUGUUAGCGGCAGGAUUAGAACCCGGAUCAGUCCUUAGAGCCAACCCUUUUCUACUUUUCCACAGUGCUUCCUUGGGAACAGAGUGCCGACUUCCCUCUCGGCCUGGGCUCUAACCUCAUAUUCUCCUUCUCCCUGGGCCUAUGCACAGGCUGUUUUCUCAGCUGGAGACAUUCUCCCUCCACUUCCCUCCCUUCAUCUGACAAAUUCUACCCAUCCUCAGUCCAAAGAUACCCUCCUCGGGGGUAUCUUCCUUGACUCUUCCCUCCAACUGGGUUUAGUGCCCCUUUUAAGAGCUCCCCUAAUAUUCUAUACUUCCCAUGGGACUCCCCCGCCCCGCCAAACUAUGGGCUCCUAGAGGGCAAGGAACCAUGACUGCCUUGCUCACUGCCUGGCACAGAAAAUGUUCUCCAUACGUAUUUAAUACAUUCACUCGACUUUGAACAGGUAUUGAGCACCUGCUAUGGGCCAGAGCCUUGCUGUUGGGGGAGGGGCAGGUAUUAAAUGGAACACACAAUCAGGGUUUGGUCAACGGGCAGCACCUACAGGAGAUGGGCAGGAGAUGGGCCUGAGACAGGAUGGGGUGAGGAAAUGGAGGUAGUGUUAUACCGCUCCACACACUUUGGGUCUCUGUAGGGUAUCCUGAAUUCCUUGACCAAAGGCUACAGCUCCUAUCAGGGACCCUUCCCUAUACAGAUGUAUUGUACAGGGUCCAGUAGCCUCCCAGCCCCUUCAGACCUUGGGAGAGAUAAUGACUCCCUGGAGUUGGUAGCCACGUGGUACUGCCGCGUCCCUUGUGGGAGUCCCUAAACACUGUCUACACUUUUGAAAUCAUUCCUUUAUUGGACCCUCUUCAAAUUACCCCAAAUGAAAGCGUGCCAGCUGUCUCCUGUCAAUACUAAUAGGAAAAAGCUUGGCAAAUCUGAAAAGCAGGAAGGGCAAUACGGCUGAAGUGGGUGAGGAAAAGGUGCUACAGCUAAGGCAGGGCCUACUAGAUCCUUGCAGCCUGCCAUUAGGAGUCUGGGUAGGAGAGUGGAAGGAAGAGUAGUUGAACGAAAGCACACUGCUUACCUUCACGCCUGCCUGUGAUGAGGGGCCUCCUGCCCGUUUGGCCCCAGGCAGGUGAAUUUUCCGACGCUAUUUGUGCUGUUCUCUACCCAGCAGGAUGCUAGAGGGCCCCUUGCUGGAGGAGUCAGAGCCGGGCGCUGAGGGGCCGUGCGCGGGUUCCUGCCACGCGCAGCGCGUCCUGCAGACCCUCAACGCCUACCGGCGCAGCCGCACCCUCACCGACGUGGUGCUGCGCGCCGGGGGCCGCGACUUCCCAUGCCACCGAGCCGCGCUCAGCGCGGGCAGCGCCUACUUCCGCAGCCUGUUCGCAACCGGACAGCCGGAGCAUGGCCUGUCCGUGGUGCCCGUGGUGCCCGAGGCGCCCGGCGCGGGGCUGACAGGGACGGCGGCGGCGCUAGCCGCGGUACUCGACUACGUCAUGCGCUGGGUGCGUCACGACGCGCCGGCCCGACGCGGGCAGCUGCGGCGGCUGCUGGAGCACGUGCGCCUGCCCCUGCUGGCGCCCCACUACUUCUUGGAGAGGGUGGAGGCUGACGAGCUGCUGCAGGCCUGCGGCGAGUGCCGCCCACUGCUGCUCGAGGCCCGUGCCUGCUUCAUCCUGGGCCGAGAGUCCGGUGGGCUACGUACGCGGCCACGGAGAUUCAUGGACCUAGCUGAAGUGAUCGUGGUCAUUGGCGGUUGUGACCGCAAGGGGCUUCUGAGGUUGCCCUUCGCAGACGCCUACCACCCAGAAAGCCAGCGCUGGACCCCGCUGCCCAGCUUGCCUGGCUACAUGCGCUCAGAGUUUGCUGCCUGUACUCUCCGCAAUAACAUCUAUAUCUCAGGAGGUCACAUCAACAGCCAUGAUGUGUGGAUGUUUAGCUCCCAUCUGCACACCUGGAUCAAAGUGGCCUCACUGCACAAGGGCAGGUGGAGGCACAAGAUGGCGGUCUUACAGGGACAGCUGUUCGCAGUGGGUGGCUUUGAUGGCCUGCAGCGCCUGAGCAGUGUGGAGCGCUACGACCCCUUCUCCAACACCUGGGAGGCAGUGGAGCCGCUCCUGGAGGCCGUGAGCUCGGCAGCAGUGGUGCCCUGUGCUGGCCGGCUCUAUGUGAUCGGGGGUGCCAGACAGGACGGUGUCAGCACAGACAAGGUGCAGUGCUUUGACCCCAAGGAGGACCAGUGGAGCCUGCGGUCGCCAGCCCCCUUCUCACAGCGAUGUCUUGAGGCUGUCUCCCUUGAGGACACCAUCUAUGUGGUGGGGGGCCUCAUGAGCAAAAUCUUCACCUACAACCCUGGUACAGAUGUCUGGGGGGAGGCAGCUGUCCUCCCCAGCCCCAUGGAGAGCUGUGGUGUGACUGUGUGUGAUGGGAAGGUCCAUAUCCUUGGUGGGCGGGAUGAUCACGGAGAAAGCACCGACAGAGUCUUCACCUUUGACCCCAGCAGUGGGCAGGUGGAGGCCCAGACAUCUCUGCAGCGCUGCACCAGCUCCCACGGCUGUGUCACCAUUGUUCAGAGCAUGGGCAGGUGACUCAAACUUGGAAAACCUGAGCCAGGAGGCAGAGAGAGAAGGCAGAACUCAGGCUCACUACUGUGCUUGUCUCAUGGCACCUCUAUUGUAAAUAGCCCCUUAACUUAUUGCCCUUCUUUCUUAUAGAAAUAAAACUUCAUUUAAAGGUUGGGUCUGUGUUCCAGCUCAAGCCUGCUUUGCCUGGAGAAGUGUCUACUCCUUGCCUUGACUCUUUACAAAGCACCUUCACGUUACCUCAUUUACCUUCAUAAUAGCAGUGUGGACAUAAUUUUUUAAAUUAUGAAAUACUUCAAGAAUAUUUAAUUUUGUACAGUUUAAGAAUAAUAAAACAUCUGUGUUCCUACUACUUAGCUUAAGAAGUAGAUGUUACAGCCACACUGGUCAGGACACAUAUCCAGGUCGCAUGUUUGAUCCCUGGUCGGGAUGCGUGCAGAAGGCAACCAAUCG
This is a messenger RNA of Miniopterus natalensis, 4499 nucleotides long. Lineage: Eukaryota; Metazoa; Chordata; Mammalia; Chiroptera; Miniopteridae. The record is from RefSeq and is a predicted model, not a curated record.